Camponotus floridanus (Florida carpenter ant) is the source of this 3675-nucleotide messenger RNA. RefSeq lists its product as uncharacterized. NCBI's taxonomy places the organism in Eukaryota, Metazoa, Arthropoda, Insecta, Hymenoptera, Formicidae. The transcript has a single exon. The record is from RefSeq and is a predicted model, not a curated record. The coding region runs from base 1576 to 3675 and encodes 699 amino acids.
GUAAGAAAGGAUUCGAUUCUGCUUCGAAGAAGCGCGUCGAACGCGCCGUUGAAUUUCUCUUCCAAGUCCAAAAUAAAUUCGCGACGAUCUCGCGGAGUUAUCAGUGCGUGAUCGAUAAUGACGAUAAUCGCGCUUAUUUAAUCGACGAUUACGUUAGAGUGAAUUCGAGUCGAUUGUACCUACGUGCAAGGUUAUCGCGUCUGAUAUCACCGGCUUUCGUCGACGUGAGUUUGCCUCUCGGACUUUGAACGACACGUUCUUAUCGAGAACUCGUGAAAUUUGCACACGAUUGCCAGAUAUUCCAGAAUUCCCAAAAUGGUCUAUUUCAAAUAAAAAUCGGAUUCAGUCGCGAUAAACGUUUUUAAGAUAUUGUUAAGAAGGAUUUGCAAAUUUGUAGGAAAUAAUUGAACGCAGAAUGGAAUGGAAAUAAGUCGCCGAUGUGAAACUUUCAUUCUCCUUGAAAAAAAAACGAUACGAUACCGUCUUUCUCGCGAAUAUGUUGAUCCACAUUGCGCUGGAAACUCGGUGCUCAUUUAAAUAGAAUAGCCAUGAGAGUGCAAGUAGCACCUUUCUAAGGAAAAGAUUUCGUCGGAACAACAAACACGCUUUGUUAAGACACUUAAGAUACUUCGGAGGAAUGAUAGGAGAGGAUCCUUAAUAAGGCGAAUCUUCUUUCAAUAACUUUUGAAUAUCUCUAUUCCUACAACAAUGCUAUAAUUUUCCCUAAAUGAUGUUUUCCUUACGAUAUUUUUCCGCAUACAUAGCAUUCGUAAAAAUUACGCGAAAAGGUCAGGUUCAUUUUCGUUAAUUAUGCAUUGAGAAACUGCUAAUUAAAGAGUUAACAUCAUUACUUUGCCCAGAAUAAUAUCAUGUCUGCACGAAAAGAUGAUGAACAAUCAUGAAAAUUUUUUUCGAAUCUUAUUUACUUAAAACAAAUAAUUGAAUAAGCACAAUUACAUAUUUAUAGAUCACUCUGUAUAUUAAUAUUACACGCGGCAUUUCGCGAAUGCGUAUUGGCACAGCAGCGAAAAACGUGACACGGAACGACACCGAUCGUUUCGACCUUGAUAGUCGAUGUUGCACCUCGCGCGUUUCCACAUCCGUUCGAGUAACCGUUACAACGAUUUUACGCGGUUCUUAAUAUCCAAACCGACAUAGAAGAAGUCGGACGUGACGUUUAAAUAAACGAUCGCGAGUCAUCGUCCGAUGGCAAUAAUAAAUCGCGUUUCUCCGCGCGCGCGGUUUUCCGAAGACUCGUCGGCGAAGCCACAAGCACGUCCAAGUUGCUUAACGGCAUAUCGCGCUUUCCAUUCUGCUCGCGUGUUAUCGCGCAAUUAAUUUCGCGAGGAUCAUAAUCGGGAAAUCGGAUUUUGAGUAAUAUCCGACGCGGCGAUGCGCUCAUCGAUUUUAUCUCUCAGGAAACUCAAUAACGCUUGAUAAAGGGAACCUCGACUCGCAAUCUCUGAAUCCGAUAACAAGGCACAAAGCAAGACUAAGAGACACUCGGGAAGAUAGUUGAAUGAUAAAUCGUCGUGCAAAUGCAUCAAUUUUUCGCAGACGAUUUCGUAUUUCGUGAUGAAUGAGAUGGAAAGCAAGACGAUAUUGCCGCGCGUCGCGGAUCUGGAGCGCAGUGUUCAGUGGACCAGCCUGGCGAACGACAUCCACAACCUGGAGAGACGUUGCGACGUCAGACCGAUGGCCCGUACCAUCGAGAGGCAUACCUAUCAUCGAGGUUCUAUGCCGGAAAUGCAACGGGCAUGCACGGUGCUUUGCGAUGAUCCCGACGCGCUCUCGCAAAGAGACCCAGAGAGCUAUCUGGAGCCGGAGAACUCCCGUUGGAGUUGGAAGCCGAGGACGGAUUUUGAGCGGGAGUACUUUUACAAGGAUUACAAGGACUAUUACUGCGGUGGUUCAGGUGGUGCACGACUCGAACCGACCGUCCAUGAGAUCUCUGCGGGAGAUCGAAGUUACCUGCAAGAGGAAACGCGUUCCUACGCAAGUCCCGUCGCACAUUUUUCCUCGGCGCGUCACCCCAUUGGACUCGAGAAGGAGCACUUCAGCAACAGCAGGGAUCGGUUGCACGAGAUUUUCGAGCACAAUCGUUAUCUCCGGCGACAGUUCUUCGCUGAUACGAGAAAUGCGCCACGGGAUUCCAGCGGAUUGCAUUCCAAGAACUUCGGCAGGGGCAAUCAGACGUCCAGGCGUUGCACCGGAUUCGGCAGCACCGAGACGCUCACCAGCCAGAGCAAUCAAUCGUCCAUGAGUAGUAUAAAUGAUCGCAAGUCUCGGACGCAGACAACGCGUACUCCAGAAGAGGAAGAGGAGGACGACGUGUUGGUCGAAUUCGCCAGAAGGAAUAACAUCGUCCCGCAUAGGAAAUUCAACAUGAAUUCACCUGGAAUCGAUCGCGAGAAUGAUGACGAUGUCCGGAAAAAUGGCAAGGUGCUCGUCAAUAUUCUACCCGGAAGCGAGAUAAGACACGUCAACGUGAGAAAUGUCCCGGUCGUUAAUCCUGAAGAGAUGAAUAACGAACGAAACGAGGGCUCGCCGAUUGUCGAAGCUCGAGAAGCGACAUGCGAGCGAAGAAUACUCGAUAAUCAGUGCCGCGAAGACGAAAUUGAUCGCGGCGCGUGGCGCCGAAAGAGGAACCUGCCCGAGUACAUCUUUGGCGGAGACUCAAAGAUCGAUUCUCGACGGGACGGAACUUUGCCAAGCGAUCGUUGCAUCAGAAACGGACAUCAUUGCGACGCGACUGAUCGACCGGCGCGGGACAAGUUGGAGCGAAACUGGAACCGACUCUCGCAAAAUGAACCCUGUCCUUGGACGAUCCCUCAAAAGCGGUCGAACCGCAAUGUCGCGUCGAGGAACGACGGAAGGAUACGCCAGGAUCUCUGCAAAUCCCUGCCGAAUCUGACGAUCCAGAAGCAGAACCUCGACGCUCCGCUUUACGUUGCACGAGCGGUCAAUGUUCCCGAGGGAUCCGCGUCGGACGAUUACGCGCUCGAUUCUCAUAUCGCGAGAUCGGGUCACGGGUCGGGCCAAUGUCGGGAGCAACGAUCGGGACACGAGGGUCCGAUACGCUCGAUCGACCAUGGACAAUCGAUAUCUAAGGCGACGACAGUCUCGCUCAAGCGUUUGACCUCACGGAGCAAGAUCGGGAAAGUUGCUCCUCCUCCCCCGUUGGACCUCAGCAUGGUGAAUGAACAAUGCGAACGCAUGGAGGCGGACGAAAGGAAAUAUCUAAACGACUAUAGCAUCGACGUGGCUAUUCUGCGCAGCCAGGAGGAUCUUGUAAAAGAUCUGCUUACCGCUGAAAACAAACGGGACCGCGUCGUCGGCAACGUUACAAGGAUCAACGACGUAGGUGCGCCUCGAAGUGGUCAAUUUUGCGGAAGAAACGAUGGAAGACGACUGUCUUUCCUACGCAAAUCCUGCGGCGAUCUCUCGCUGGUCGAUGAUCUUCGAUCGCCGCAGCUCGUCAACGAUUGCAAGAACCUCAGCAGCGAUCCGCGGAUGACGGUAGAUCCUGUCAGACGUCCGAUUGACCCUGAUGCCUCCCGCCGUGACCGCCGAGCCAACCCUUUGUUCGAUCAGACGAGUCCGAUUGGCGGACUUCACGCCGCCGGAAGCACGCUUCCGUCUACGGUCUACGGACCGAUUCCGUACAGUCAGUAA